GGCUAUUUACGUAGGGAGCAUCUGGCAAGACAGGGCGACUGACACAUGGUCGCCAUUUUGAUCAGUGAGUACAGGAUGUGAUGUGGUUUUUCGUUGCGAAAAAAAGUAGAUAGAAUACAAAAAUUGGAAGUGUAGAUUGAUCCUGUUAUGGUUAUAAACGGAUCUGAGAGUUACUGAACCAGUUUUUGAACCUUGUCCCCGAUGUCAUUGGCGAGUUGAGAGGGUCGGGCAGCAGUUUAGAGAUGGCUGAGAGAGAUGGCGGAGAUCGCGAGAGAAGCUCCCGUUUCGAGUCGGAAACAAAUCAUCAGACACCUAUGAAACCUUACAGUGAGGUAGGACAUAAAAAGAAACCCACCUCUUUUCAGAUAACGAGUGUUACCGUUCAGGGUUCUAGGUUGAGUAAUGAUGGAGGAGACGAUAGUGCAGAUGAUUUGGACGAAAGCCAUACAGAUGAUUUGAGUUCGGAUAUUUUAGAAUGUUCUAAAACGCCAGAUCUGGACAAUGAGCAAUUGACUGAAGAUAACAGCAACACCCCGGACGAUCUGGCAGCGUCUGGUACGUUCGCUUCGCUGAAGUCUUUCAGGAGCGAUUCUGGCGUCAGACCGAUUGCGGACGGUAACGACGUGCCUCAGCACGUGGGUAUCUCGACGACAUUCCACACUAAUUCGACUGUAAAUAGCAACGUGCCGGUCGACUCCGGUCAUUCGGACGCGGUGGUCAACUCCCACCUUCCGAUGAUUAAUACUAUUCCGGAUCACUGGCAGCAUAGAUUCAAAGUAGUAAAAAUCGUGAGCAGUGAACCGUUCAAACGUGGAAGAUGGUUGUGCAUGGAUUUCGUGGAUCCGCCCGCCAUGCAGCAGGAGAUCAAGCCCGAGGUCGUGGAUCAGACCGGCAUUUCGAACGUUUCGAGUAAUGCGAGUUCGGCCAAUUCUCUUUGUGGUGACAAUUCCGCUAACAAGACGGUGGCUCACGUUUACGAAAUACCCGUCACUCGGUCGUGCACGGGCGAUGUGUCCGUCGCCAUCAACCAGCAACCCGUUCAGCCUCUCUACGGAAUUAUUCUUCCGGUCGAGACCGUGGGUCGGACUCCUCAGAUAACCAUGGUGCCGACGGUCGGCCUACAGCCCGCCUCCGACGUCGUGCCGCAAGUUAUACAGACUGCUAUUCCGCCGGGAGUGCACGUGACUUCGGGCUUGCCUCCCCCUCAAACUAGCCAAACACAGUUAGCUUCUGUAAAUGCUCCUUCGGUCCAACAUAAUCCUCUCACUUCUCAGCCUCAGCUUGUUACACAGACUCAACAACAAGUUAUGCCUAUGUCACAACCUCCAGCCGUUGCAAGUCAGCCUUCUUUAGUCACGAAUAUUCAGACCAUACCUUUAACGGCUACUCCUAUAGACCAAGAGGUCGGUCGUCAGUCAGUGUCUAAACCCGACCCGAGUUCUCAGGGCCCUAGUCCAGUAAUUAUUGCAACUAAUAACGAUAAGGCUCAAAGAAUGACUUCCGAAAAUCCUCCUCUUCAACUGUUAGAAGUAUUGCCGGAUGCUCUUCGUAAUAGAAACAAUAUAGAUGGCGAAGAGUCCGAAAGUGCUUCUGCCGGAUCGACCGUUGCCAUCGAUAACAAAAUAGAACAAGCAAUGGAUCUAGUUAAAAGUCAUCUAAUGUUUGCUGUGAGAGAAGAAGUGGAUGUCUUGAAAGAGAAAAUAACCGAACUUUUGGAACGCAUAUCUCAAUUAGAAUACGAGAACGGAUUUUUAAGAGCCAAUGCGAGUCAGGAAACACUAAAUCAACUAUCUCAGAUACCCACCAGCCAGACUGCGGUCACCCAAACUACGGUUCUAGCGGCACCCACACAACAACAGCAACAACAGCCUUCGACAUAAAUUUCUUCUCACAAAGUUCCUUCUAUUUUCAGACGUAGACGAGUGGAUUUUUGUUAUCGCAAGCCCGGGCAGAAAAUGUAACAGUUAAAAAAAAACAAAAAAAAAGUUCUUUCCAGCAGGGUUGUUUCCUAGGUGUAUAUAUUCAUUACAUUCUUGUUAUAACUUGGUGCUUUGCAUAAAGUCUUGCAAAUGGAAUAAAUCUAGCACAAAUUAAAGUUAGUAGCCAAAUAGGACGUUACGUGUCUGUAAUGGAAACAAAUUUAUUGACAUUUUUUGGAAAAUCGUACGAUUGGUAUAUAUUAUAUAUAUAUAUAUAUAUAAGGGAAGAGAUGUCAUCUUCCCGUCUCUGGUAUUACUUAUGAAAUUUUUUUUCACGUGUGUGUCGUGUGCGAGGAUGUAAUUACGGAGUUGUGUAAUACAUGAUAUCGGGUGUGGAAUUUCUAGCUACGUAGUUUGUAAUAUAACCUGGAGCAAAUUUCUUAUUCGAUUAGCCAGAAUAUCACGGGGAAUAAUUUAUAUACGGACCAUCAGAUAACGCAGCAACAACAACACUUCUCGGUACAGAGGAAUUAAAUAAUUGGGAACAACAACAACAGCCUAAUACCCGGUUUCCAGCGUCGGAGAUAGAUCUGAAUUUUUUUAAGUAAUUGGAAUUAAAAAAUGCAUUUGCAACACGAAUUUGAUGCCGUUUCGUCCGUAAUAUACUCACGAGUUUGGUGUUUUUUGGAACAGUUUUUACUCCGACGACCGUCGCUAUAUCAUAUAUAUAUAUAUGCAUAACGCCUCGAUAAUGUAACGCAUUAUGUUGUUUGUUAUGUUUUGUAAAAAUAUAAAUUGGAAGUAACUUAUAUAUAAGGUAACUACUUUGUCAAUGAUUUAGUUAAGGAUAUGAUUUGCUUUACGAAAAAAAAUAUACACGCAUAUAUACGCUUUAUUUUAAUUUUUUUUUGUGUUACUGGCAGCUUCUUGGAUAUUGUAAUUAGCCAAACUAAGUCAACAUCAUUUUUUGUUUUAUUUACGAGAAAUUUUCAAAAACAUUUAUUAGAAAAAAUGGUUAUAAUUGCAAUAUUACUGGGUGCAUCAAAUAAACUUUUAUUGUGAUUUGCCGGAAAGUGUAUUAUUUAGUUACAGAAUAUAUAACCCGAAACCCGUCGUAAUCUAGAAAUUUGCAUAUUCGGACGUCCCGCCCGUCUGUUCACGUGUUACUUUUUAACGCGUCUCUAUGGCAUCCGAAGCACCUUUUACCGAAAUUAAUUAGGUCCUCCAAACGUCUCUUCGCAUCCAAUUAAAUUAUUCUUGAGAAUUUAGUGUAUUAUUAGAUGGUCCGGUUUUUUUAAGUUUUAAAUUGGAAAAAUUUUGAUUUAUUUGACUCCAUUAUUGGGCAGAAUAUACAUGAACUAAGUCAAAAAACCGGGCUCGUCUAUCCUUAAAUGUUCCUCCUCAGAUAUUCCCAAGUAUUUGUGGAAAAUUAUGUAUAUUUUAUUGUAAAACUGUUUAAUCAUGUUUUGUGUUAUUAAAUGUUUGUAUGUUUUUUUAAUUAUUAAUUUUUUUAUUUAGUAAUGCAUUAUCUCUCUUUAGAUGCAAUGGAUAAUUUUAUACGGUAGCGUAGAUGUUUUUAAAAACAGAAUUGUUCAUCCCAUAUUCUAAUGAAAUUGUCUAACUACUCCAUAUGUUCGAAAUAAUAAUUAAUAAAAUAUAAAAUGUAUUACAAAACUAAUGAGUUUUUAACUAAGAAUUUCUCCCGGUUUCAUUUAAAUUUUUUUGUGUGUUUCUUCCUCUUAAAAGCUGCAGGUGAGACUUGUGUAACGAUUUAAUCGACCCAGGUGCGUCGUACAAAUCUGGUUAAGUAAUCCGAGGAAACUCAUUGCAUCAAGGUGUAACGUCGAGCAAAAAUCUACCAAUUACGCAAUCUGUGAUUGCAUGCAAUUCACGGGAAGACUCAACCCAUUUGUAUACUAUGCAAAUCUUUCCCGAAGUACCUUAUAAGGUACUUCGAAUAAAACGUGCAAGCUGCAAAGUGGCAUUAUUUACGAGGUUUUACUACGAUGAUGCAUCGAAAUCCCACGGAUUGGUGAACAAGAAGCAUAAAUGACGUCGCAAAAAUAGCUCUCGAUGCCAGUUUUCCCAAGGAAUCGUUUAAAGAGCCGAGUUGUGAGAAGUUGCCUUUAAUAGUUUCGAACGCGUUAUUCUAUCCAUAAAAAACACGUCAAAAGAAUGUCUACGUGUUGCUAAACGACUUUCGA
This is a messenger RNA of Centruroides sculpturatus (bark scorpion), 4123 nucleotides long. It is a transcript of the gene bun, whose product is annotated as TSC22 domain family protein 1-like. NCBI's taxonomy places the organism in Eukaryota, Metazoa, Arthropoda, Arachnida, Scorpiones, Buthidae. The transcript has 3 exons. The record is from RefSeq and is a predicted model, not a curated record. The coding region runs from base 243 to 1880 and encodes 545 amino acids. Gene Ontology annotation, biological process: regulation of transcription by RNA polymerase II.